AUGGCGGAUGCAAAGAAAGUUAUUCUUGUUACUGGGGGUUCAGGUCUUGUUGGACAGGGAAUUCGACUUGCCUUGGAGGAGCAUUCGCUGAAACAACCCAACGAGGAAUGGAUUUUUGCAUCCUCCAAGGAUCUCAAUCUCUGUAGUGCCGAUGAAACCAAUGCUUUCUUUGAACGUGUUAAUCCAACGCAUGUUAUUCAUCUAGCAGCAAAAGUCGGCGGUCUCUUCGCUAACAUGAGUGACAAUCUCGGCUUCUUCACCAAUGAACCACUACUGGUACUCGGAUCAGGCUCUCCAUUGCGUCAGUUCAUUUACUCUGUCGAUCUGGGUCGUUUGAUUAUUUGGGUGCUCCGAAAUUACGACAAUCCUGAGCCCAUAAUCCUCUCCGUUCCCGAGGCCAACGAAAUCUCCAUCAAAGACGCCGCCUCUGCUAUCGUCUCUGCAAUGGGCUGCAAGGGUCUCACUCUGGAUCCCUCCAAAGCUGAUGGUCAAUUCAAGAAAACCGCUUCAGCUAAAAAGCUGACGUCACUCAAUCCAGAUUUCAAUUUCACCCCUUUUCAGAAAGCUAUAGCUGAUACAUGUGAUUGGUUCUCAAAGAACUUCGACACUAGCAGAAAGUGA
Messenger RNA from Rodentolepis nana, 621 nucleotides. Lineage: Eukaryota; Metazoa; Platyhelminthes; Cestoda; Cyclophyllidea; Hymenolepididae. The record is from the annotation of a GenBank genome assembly.